Molecule: messenger RNA, 1452 nt
Organism: Macrobrachium nipponense
Lineage: Eukaryota; Metazoa; Arthropoda; Malacostraca; Decapoda; Palaemonidae
Product: ATP-dependent RNA helicase DHX15 homolog
Exons: 7
Coding region: 106-1437 (443 amino acids)
Cellular component (GO): spliceosomal complex; intracellular anatomical structure
Molecular function (GO): ATP hydrolysis activity; RNA helicase activity; ATP binding
Source: RefSeq, a predicted model, not a curated record
CACAGACAUUAUCCAGAGCAAGAACGAGAAGGAAGUAAUAACAGUGCAGGCAACAAUGUUGCAUCCACUGGAAACAAUAAUGCUCCCCAGAGAGGCGCAGUAGCCAUGAGUCUGAACCCAUUCACAAAUUUACCUUUCACUCCAAGAUAUUAUGAAUUAUAUAGAAAGAGAAUUGGGUUGCCUGUGUGGGAGUAUCGGAACAAAUUUUUUGAGCUCUUGGAUCGUAAUCAAACUAUAGUACUUGUUGGUGAAACUGGAUCUGGCAAGACAACUCAGAUGCCACAAUGGUGUGUAGAAUAUGCACGAUCCAAAGGUAAAAAGGGUGUAGCGUGUACACAACCAAGAAGAGUGGCAGCAAUGUCUGUUGCUCAGCGUGUUGCAGAGGAAAUGGAUGUUGCUUUGGGUCAAGAAGUAGGGUAUUCUAUUCGUUUUGAAGAUUGCUCGUCUUCAAAAACUGUUCUAAAAUACAUGACUGAUGGUAUGUUGCUGAGAGAAGCCAUGAGUGAUCCUAUGUUGGAAAUAUAUCAGGUCAUCUUGCUUGAUGAAGCUCACGAGCGUACUUUGGCAACAGACAUACUUAUGGGUGUGUUGAAGGAAGUGCUUAAGCAAAGAUCUGAUUUGAAACUGGUUGUUAUGUCAGCUACACUAGAUGCCGGAAAGUUCCAACACUAUUUUGAUAAAGCUCCCCUUUUGAAUGUACCAGGACGUACCCAUCCUGUAGAGAUCUUUUAUACUCCAGAGCCUGAGAGAGACUACCUUGAAGCUGCCAUUAGAACAGUAAUUCAGAUUCAUAUAUGUGAAGAAAUUCCUGGUGAUGUCUUGUUGUUCUUGACUGGUCAAGAGGAGAUUGAAGAAGCAUGUAAGCGCAUUAAACGUGAAGUUGACGCAUUGGGUCCAGAUGUUGGGGAUUUGAAGUGCAUUCCCCUAUACUCAACAUUACCCCCAAAUUUGCAACAACGCAUUUUUGAGCCACCACCCGCUAAUAAACCCAAUGGAGCUAUUGGUCGGAAAGUAGUAGUGUCAACCAAUAUAGCUGAAACUUCGUUAACAAUUGAUGGAGUUGUUUUUGUAAUUGAUCCUGGUUUUGCAAAACAAAAGGUUUAUAACCCUCGAAUUCGAGUGGAGAGUUUGUUAGUGUCUCCUAUAAGUAAGGCAUCAGCACAACAGAGGGCCGGCCGAGCAGGACGAACCAGGCCCGGAAAAUGUUUCCGUCUCUACACUGAAAAAGCCUUCAAAAAUGAGAUGCAGGACAACACAUACCCUGAGAUCUUGAGAUCUAAUUUGGGUUCAGUGGUAUUGCAGUUGAAAAAGUUGGGUAUAGAUGACCUUGUUCAUUUUGAUUUCAUGGAUCCACCUGCACCUGAGACAUUAAUGAGAGCUUUGGAGCUGCUGAAUUAUCUUGCUGCAUUAGAUGAUGAUGGUAAGAAUAUAAUUUAGUUAAAAAUUGAAAUA